UGUCGGCGUCUGUUCAGUCUCUUCAGGGCAAGAGUUCAGCACUUUUACUGUGCCGCUGCUCUUCGGGAAUGCGGGGAAUCUCCGAGCUUUUUUUAACGCCGUAAAGUUUUCGGAAAGAGUCUGGGGUGACUAACAAUGCUAAAAUGGGGCUUUAGAGUUUUUUGCAAAACUUUCUAAUCGGUCUCCUCAUGUCCAGAACUAGAACUGACAUCAGCCUUUGAAGUUCCAGAUGGGAAGACUCCUGUAAGACAUUCAGGUUGAUCACAAUGGUGCUCCGUAAAGUCCAAAGCUGACAUCAUAUCUAACAAUGUGAGAGGAUGGACAACGUAGCCAGCUCCGUGUCUGAAUGUAGCGAUUCCAAUGGCUACGUCAACAAAGUCUUCAAUGUCUCCCUGGACAUGGAGAGCGAAACGGGGAUUGUGCGAAUCCGGGAAUCCAAAUUUGAGGAUCCUGCUGCCUGUCAGACGCCCAUCAGAGAGAAGCAGGAGCCCAGCCGGGGGCCCAAGACUGCUGGCAUUUGGAGGAUCCUUAAUCGCCGGAGGGUUGCCUCUGACAAUGAGAGGAGGCCUCACUCCAUGAUCCUUCCAGGGGAAGCGUCCAUCCCCAAGCUGUCAUUUGCUGACAAGGUAAGGGGUUUCAAAAAGUUGAAGUCCCCCUCUGUCUUCAGAGGGAAAACUGGUAAGCUCUCCAGUGCUAAGUUCCACAGUGGGCUUAAAGAUGAGCCAAAUGAAGACAGCAGGGACUCUCCUGCUUUGCUGCACUCACAGAGGAACAUACUCAGGAAUAAAGGCAAGAGACAUUCAUAUGCUGGCUACACUACUGAGUUUGACUGCUCUUUUGAGGACAUAGACCUUUCUGCCACACUUGAGAAUGAUCAGUUACCUAGCCAUCAGAAUGGUUGUAAGACUGUGGAAAGAGUCACAUACACAAAGAAAGCCCACUCCAACUUUUCCAACUGCAACAACUCCUCUGUGACGGUCCAUGAGGAGCGUCACGCGAAGGAUAGCCCCAAGGUACCUCAAGGAGGAAGACGCUCAAAGGGGGGUGAUGUUUGGAAUUACUUGAGGAGAAUUUCCUUUAUAGGAAAGGGAAGUUCAACUUUGUUGGAAAAGAGUUUUGAUUCCAUGCAUACACUGGACAAAACAAUUGACUCUGACUAUGGAUCUGUUGACUUAGAAUGUAUCAAAGACUUUAAUCGUGCACCUAAACAAACAGGCCCCGAUGUCAAGGGUGGUCAUUUUGGAGGCCUCUUUAGGUUCUUUAACAAUGUAGCUGAAACUGCCCGGAAAUGGAGGAACUCAUCCAAGUCCUUCUCACCUCCUGAAGGAGAACGCUCCCCGGUUGGCUCACCGAGAACGCAGCGGAUCGGAAUAAAGAGCGAAGAUAAGGCUGAGGCCUCAGCUUUUGCUAAGUCUGCUGCCUCUUCUGACAUUUGUGAGGUGAUUUCACCUGUUGAAGCUGUGAGUAGAUCACCUCGCGUGGUGCUAAAAUCCUGGAAAGCAUGCCCAGACUCAUCAAGUGCCAAUGGAUUCCAAGGCAGUGUCUCAGAUGGGACAGAAUCCCAGCUAACCUCCACUCACACCUCUCUGGCCACCAUUGAGAAUCACCAGAGAAGUGAUGGCCCAGAGGGGAGCUCCCUGUCUGAGCCCGAGCUUCAGUUCGACCUCUUGGCACAUGAGCAGAGCGAAGCUGGAUCUGAGGCUUCUGCCACUACAGACAAAAUCAAAGACCUGGGCAGUCAAAUGAAUGGUGAAAAAAGAGAUAUUUGUAGCAAUAGAGAGAUAGUUUCGGACUGCCCAGAUGAAAUAUUUAAGGCCUCGGCAGGUGGCUGUUGCUUGGGUGAGGGAAGUCCAAGACGCUUCAGAACCUCUGGAGCAAUGAGGGUUCCCCCUCCAAAAAGACCCCGGCUGCGGCCUGCGUCGGUGUGUGUGGCUGGGCCAAGUUUGCAGUGUCCCACCAUAAUGGAGGGGGUUCUUUCCUCCGGAGAGAAGGAGCAGUGUCACCCGUGGGGGUGGCAAGGUUGCUCCGGUAUGUCUCAGCUGCCAGUUCCGAGGAGGCCCCGUCCUCUCAGGAGGCCACAGUCUGUCAUAGAGGGACAAGUACUCGUCCAGCCCAACUCACUGCAAGCACAGCGAGCCCUUUCUCGCCCUCCUGGCGUGUCCCCCCGAGACCCUCCUUUUAAGGUGGUGCUCCAGAGAUGUCGCUCACUGCCUCUUCCCCAGACAUCCUUGCCUGGACUGGAAGCACCCGGCCUGCCAGAGCUGCUAACUCAACCAGCCGGAUGUGUCCCUCAGUCAGCCACUGUCCGGCUACGGAAUGGCAGCACAAGGUCCAGUCGAAGGAAACUGCUCAGGCCUGGUUCUGGACCUCUGCAAGUGAACAUGCUGAUCAGCGGAGGUUCAAUUGUCAGCGCAGAGGCAGUAUGGGAUCAUGUGACCAUGGCCGACCGCGAGUUGGCGUUUAAGGCAGGGGACGUCAUCAAGGUCCUGGAUGCCUCCAACAAGGACUGGUGGUGGGGCCAAAUUGAUGAUGAGGAGGGAUGGUUCCCAGCCAGCUUUGUGCGGGUUGAACCCCACCCUCCUCAACCCCAAACAAAACAGGUUUUCUAUAUCAACCCUAUAGCAACUCCAAGGUUCCAAAAUACAACAGCAAAGCUGUGGGUGAACCAGGAGGAUCGUGCUGUUGAGCCAGCUGAGGGCACUAGUGAGGUCCAGAAUGGCCACCUUGACCCAGGCAACGACUGCCUCUGCCUGGGCCAGCCUCUGCAAAACAGGGACCAGAUGAGGGCCAACGUCAUCAAUGAGAUUAUGAGCACCGAACGCCAUUACAUCAAACACCUGAAGGACAUUUGUGAGGGUUACUUGAGACAAUGCAGAAAGAGGAUCGACAUGUUCAACGAUGACCAGCUGAAGGUCAUUUUUGGGAAUAUUGAGGACAUCUACAGAUUUCAGAUGGGAUUUGUUCGAGAUUUGGAAAAGCAGUACAACACAGAGGAGCCCCAUCUCAGUGAAAUAGGACCAUGCUUCCUGGAACAUCAAGACGGCUUCUGGAUCUACUCUGAAUACUGCAACAACCAUCUGGACGCAUGCAUGGAGCUGUCCAAGCUGAUGAAGGACGGACGUUACCAGCACUUCUUCGAGGCGUGCCGUCUCCUUCAGCAGAUGAUUGACAUUGCAAUCGAUGGCUUCCUGCUCACUCCUGUGCAGAAGAUUUGCAAAUACCCACUGCAGCUAGCUGAGCUUCUUAAAUACACAGCACAGGAGCACAGUGACUACCGCUAUGUGGCUGCAGCACUGGCUGUCAUGAGGAACGUCACCCAACAGAUCAACGAGCGCAAGAGAAGACUGGAGAACAUAGAUAAAAUCGCUCAGUGGCAGGCAUCUGUGCUGGACUGGGAGGGUGAUGACAUUUUGGAUAGAAGCUCAGAACUCAUCUACACAGGGGAAUUGUCCUGGAUCUACCAACCUUAUGGGAGGAGUCAGCAACGAGUAUUCUUCCUCUUCGACCACCAGUUGGUUUUGUGUAAAAAGGACCUCAUACGACGCGACAUCCUUUACUACAAAGGCCGCAUUGACAUGGACAGGUAUGAAGUGAGAGAUGCAAUCGAUGGACGGGAUGACGACUUUAACGUCAGCGUCAAGAAUGCAUUUAAACUGCACAACAAGGACACGGAGGAGAUCCACAUCUUCCUAGCCAAAAAACUAGAGGAGAAGAUUCGCUGGCUCAGGGCUUUUCACGAAGAGCGCAAGAUGGUGCAGGAGGAUGAAAAAAUAGGCUUUGAAAUUUCUGAAUAUCAGAAACGACAAGCAGCCAUGACAGUGCGUAAGGUGACCAAACAGAAAGGUGUGAGCCAAAACAGGUAUGUGCCCCCUUCAUCCCCGCCCCCCCAGGACCCCAUAGCCCAAGGACAGUAUGUACUCCCUGACGACUUGGCACAAUCAGAUUUAUUUGAGAUUCAUCAACCUAGACGGAGCCAGUCUCCAUUCAAAUGGCAAAAUUUUGGUAGGUUAGCAUUGUUAAAAAAGUAGCCAAAAUAAUGGACUUUCUCUCUGGAUGAUCCCAUUUCUGUUGUACUUUAGCUGAGUUUGUCAUGUUGCGGACAGACAAUAGCAAUGGACUUUGGACAUCCGGAGACAUUUCAGCAUCCAGUGACUGACAUCUAUUCAUCAGUUGUUUUUUUUUUUUUUUCCAGCAGUAAACUUUCUACCAUGGUUAGUGGCACAGUUAACAAAGUUUGUGUCAUUGACCAUUGCUUAAUGUCUUCUUCAGUAUAUAAAAUUGUAGGACUAUGAAGGAGUAGUUCAUCCAAAAUGCUAAAAUGGCUAACAAUAAAUGAAACUCAUGCAAGGCAAAUUGGCAUUAUCUAGCGUUCACAAUGCUAACUGGUCACUAGGUUUCUUUCAUUAUUAGCAACAUAAGCAUUUUGAGAAAAUAUUCUGUUUAGUGUAGUACCACAGAAAGAGUACUAUGCCUAAAAAGGUCCUUAAAGAUAUAGCAGGCUUUUACAAAUUCAGAGGGUUUUUUUAUCAUGGCUGAAAAUGCUCUAUAGUGAACUAUCAAAGUGGUGAGCACUGAAUGCCUGUUUUUCUGAAGUCUAGCUGGCACCACGUCUCAUUUUGGAAUGAUCAAAUGGUUCAGUCACACAGUAUUUGCUCUAUACUGCCUCGUCUCUAAGCGAGUUGAGGAUUUUUUUUGUGUGAGGGCAUACAGAUGUUCUUUUGAAGGUGCACCAUGCAGGUGGGUCGGGGGAAAUCAGCUUGACAUGACAAAAGACUGUACCAAAUCUUCUGAACAGGGUAUUCAUUUAUUUUCGGUGAUGGUGACUAUCCAUUUUUGAAUUUAUGGUUUGCCAAAAGGUUCCUUCUCAGAAUACUGUAGUUUGUGCCAAAGUCAUGUUAAGCAUAUACUGUAGGUGUGUCCAGAUGACCAAUUCCUGAUCUUAUUUGAAGCACUUUACUCAAUGUUCAGUUAUAAUGUCUUGGUAGCAUUGUCAGACCUAAAUUCACACAUCUGAAGAUAACUUGGAUAUACUUUUGAUAACUACGUAGUUCUGUAUUUGAUAAUAGGCAUUGUGGUGGAACAUUUAGAAAAAGGUUCUGAAUUUCAUACAGAGAGAAUAAAAUCAUCAGUACAGCUUGAGAAUAUGCUUUGUGCUGUAAGCCCAUCGUAAGAACAAACACUGAAGUUUUUUCUAUGUCCAUUGAGGUAUUGUUUAGAAGUAUAUUACUGAUAUUUUUGUCAAAGGGGUUUUAUUUUUGUUUGUAUUAUAUCGCCACACUCUAAUAAGCACAGCUAAAUCAUUCAUACGAUUUGUAUUUAAGAUUUUUUUUAUUGUUUGUCUAAUAGCUGCACUACAUUUUAUUUAUCACUCUUACUGAUAACAUAAAUAUUAAUAAAAAUUACAGUUUACUGUAAAUACUUGGAAAAAAUGUAUUACCCAUGAAUCAAAUCUGGUUGCAGUGUCAACCAUGUUAAAUGUAUAUCAAAGGUCUCUUUUUGCCAAGAAUACUUUGUGACUUGUGACUAUGACCAUGGACUGAAUCUGCCUGCUGAUGUGUUUAAUGGAUAGACUGAAAGCCAAAGGAUGGACGGUGAAUCCCUAGAAUAUUUAAAACUCUCUGCAGUGUUUGCAUCAAUUUGUUGGUGAUAAGAAAUGAACUGCAUUUUACACAGCACAAUGUAGAAAAUGUAAUCUCUUGAAGGAGACACAUUUUGUAUAAUAUGGACUUUUGAGCAUAGAUACCCAUAAAUAAAUGUGAUAAACUGAAAUAUCAAAAUAUAUAACCUUUUGAUGUUGAACAAUAAUGCACACAUUUCUGUUUCAUUUUGUCUUCAUUGUUUAGUAUUGAUAACUGAACUGACAUGGUUUGGGAUGCAAGCUGUGUGGCGAUUUAUUAAGAGUGCAAAACAAUCACUUAUAGUGUGUACUUGUAUGCGUUUUCCAGCCUAAUCGCUAUCUGCUGCAUCUGUAGCAUUCCUUGAUUAUCACAUGCAGUCAUUUUGACUGUACCUUGUAAAAGAACAGAAAACCUUUUGACACACUUGUAAUAGAAGCCCAUGGUAAGGAGCUGAACCUCAGUACAGGGAACUGAUUAUCUGUGGUAGUAGAUCGUAUAUGGCAGAUGCAGCAGAUAGAGAUUAGUUCAAAAAUGCUUAAGUAUUCUUUUAAUGACAUUCCAGUGGAAUUGUGUAGGGUGAAAGACAAGCUCAGGUCAAGCUUAGAAUGUGUUUACAUGUUCUGCCAGCUUUCAGUGCAUAAAACCAUCGUUGAACAGUGCCUUGCAGCAUUUGACUAGUGUUUAACGUUUGAGUUAAUAAAGCCUGCAUCAAGAUAAUUAUUUAUUUUCUAGUUGGCGGUCUGACCCUAACUGUCCUCACAAAUGCAAGAAUGUAUGCUUCCCAGCAGUAUAAUGUUGCGCUCAGCAUUUGCAUGAAUUUAACAAAAUGUAGAAUUAUACAGUGGAUGGUGAUUGUUAGGGAGACUCCAGUGCUACAGUAUGGCAGUGGUGGCUUCGGCUAAUUUUACAUGCAUCAGUGUUUCAGGGACUGUUUACUCCAGACUUUAACCUAAGCUCUGUCUGCUGCAUCUGUAGCAUAUGACCGAUUACCACAGACAGUCUUUUCCCUUAAAAAAAGAACUGAAGAGACUGACUCAGAACAUGCUUAUAAUAUACGGCAGGGGUGCCCAAACUUUUUGUCUUUGGGCACCAAAGUGUUAAUGCAUAUGCACAAGGAAGGUUGCACAAAAUUUUAGAGGAUCUCACAAAAAGUGGGGGGAUAUAUUAGAAGUGUGGCUCAAUACAAAUUGUAUUUGAUUUACUAAGGGUUGAGCAACCAGUGGUGUAUUUUCCUAUCCCCUCUUAGAACCAGUCAUAAAUUAGGGUCUCGAAAGGGAUGUUGUUCAGAGACAUUAUUUAACAAUAGCAGCAGCCAUAGUGGUAAGAUGGAUGCAUGAGCCCAGAACGUGUACUGAAAGAAUAUUUGCCAGUGGAAUAACUCUCCUUAAACUCUCAGAACCUGGAUGUAUGCAUAUGAUAAUAUUGCGAAAUCUGCAUGAUGUGGCUGCAAUGUGCAUGCACAGUCUAUACUAUAAUUUUAUAAACAAAAUGUUUUAGCCGUUAUAAAAUCAAUCCUUUUGAAUGUGUUAGUGGGAAAUAGCAUUUAUUAACAUGGGCAUCUCUUUGUCACUGAACAUUCAUAUUCUGCUUUGUCUCCAGCCUGUUUUUAAACCCUGCGCAUUAGCGAGCAGUAAGUGGGCAGGGCUAGGCGUAUUUUGCAUGAUAAGCUGCAGUCUAUUGUGGCUGCAUAUUACGUUUGCAUGAAGGCACAUUUUGCGCUGUGCCUGCACUCAUGUAUAUGUGUGUUUUGUUACUGAAAGUACUUAAAAAAUAAAAUUUUAAGAGAAAAAAUAAGUUAAAAAAUAAGUAUAAAAAUACAUGUUCUCUCAUUGGCUGAGAGAGUGGAGUGUUAGGCAACUUUUUUUUUUUAGGCCAAAUCAAACAUUCUUGUGGGCCACAUUUGAUCCAAGGGCCCCUAUUAUAAUGGGAUGGUGUCUUAGAGUCAAUGCUUCUUCUGUUCUUUUAUUAAGUAUAAGGAAAUGCAUCCUGCUAAUUAACCGUAAACUACAGAUGCAGCAGACAGAGGUUAGAUUGAAAAAUGCUGGAGUACUUCUUUAAUGAAGGACUGAGGAAAUGCUUUGGGCCAGCCAAAUAUGAUUUGUCCUCCUUUCUCUGGAUAUUUUUGCAGUUUUUUUUAGGUUCCAAAUUUGGUGACUAUAUUUUGUUUGUCAGUAAAAAUAGUUGAGUUUUAAUCAUGUGCUUCUGAAUAAUAAACAUCUAUCCAUUUGCAAACCUGCAGCUACAUGUUGUAUGUAAUGUAGAUAUCAAAAAUAAAGUAUCUGAAGUAUUUUAAGUAUGAGACAUUCUGUACAGGCAACCUAUAUGCUAGUGUUUAGAGUUAAAUAGGUGCAUGUUAAUGGCACUGAUUGGUCUGCAUGACGUACAGAUUUCUGUUGCUUCCAUCACUGUAUUAGUUUCUUUGACUUCUUUGAUUGUAGCAGCCAUUAAAAUGUCUUGCUUAGUCAGGCAACACCAGUGGAGUGACAUAACAAGUGCAAUGUUUCAGUUCAGUUUCCCGCUUUAAAACAUCCAUUCUGUCUUAAUUUUUCCAUGAAAAAAAGUGUUAACACUGUGCCACUGAUGAUGAUGGAUCUAAAAAUAAAUGCAAUGCUCCGUCAUGUGCCCCCAUGCAUAUUAUUAGAACACUUGCAAAUUAGAGGGAAAACAAGUUAUUUCAGUUUGCACUGUGAUAACAGCUGAAAGCCUAUGCUGCAUUCAUUAAAAAAAAGAAAUACUGAACACAUACAAUCUGCCAGGUUUCAUCCUGACAGUGAAAAUAUAGCAGUCAGUUUGAUUUCUUUGUCAAACCGAAAAUUGUAGACAGCAUCAAGAAAUAGAAUUAGCAUAGCUUUUCAGACUGGCUUGUUACAAUGCAGAUUGUGUGGAAUGAACAGAGGUGAAUGCAGGGUCAUGCUUCAAAGAUGACAGCACAUGAAAAGUAUGGGAAUAUAAUGCUGCGCUUUUUUUUGUUGCCAAAUAAAUACAUCCUUUGAACAGUUAUUUUGUACCCAUUUACAAAUGAACAUACUAACAAUUGAUCAUUUAUGAAUGUCUCCCUGUUUUUUCAGUGUUUUUGGUUUGACUACAAAGCAUAUUGUGUGAGGCCAUGAGUGUAUUCCUAUCAUUCACAGUGAUUUGCUUUGCUUUGGUGACUGAACUGUAAUUAUGUUUACAUGGAUGAAGAGAUUUCUGAUGUUACACUGCCAGGGUAUUAAAAAAAAGUUGUGUAAUACUUCCAAAUAGAGAGUGACACUGGACACAAUAAUAAAACAAGUGAUUAGUAGCAUCUUCCUAUUUUUUUGUAUUGAAACGUAAACAAUUUAUAAUUCUAUCCUUGUCUGCAAAAGAAGAGCAUUACAGAAUUUGUGUUAUGGCACAAAGGAGGGAUAUUUUUAUUUUAUGUACCCACUGUGAAAUCUGUCUUAGCAUAGUAAUUUUAUACUAGAUGAACAAAAAACACACCAAAGAAUUACUUUCAGAUUCAAGAGAAAUUCCACCAAGGUUUCAAAACAUAUGCAGAAUUAAAUGGGCAAUAUGUAAACAUAGGUUACAUUCACAUUACCAAGCUGAAUCCUAAAUCCGAUUUUUUGCCUUAAUGUGACACAAAUCUGAUUUUUUUUUCAGAGCUGCAUGAACAGACAAAUCUGAUCAUUAUGUCUCAGAUCUGGGCCACUCGUCCUAGAUUUGAUACAUAUCCGAUUUGUGGCAAUGGAACCUUAAAGGGCCUGUUUAUACCUUGUGUUUAGUGGAAAUAUGUCUGCAGAAUGCUGACUAUUGACUGAGAGGAUAAACAAUGAGAGGAAAUAUAGGGGAUACACAAGGCUGGAGUUCCCCAACUCUCGCACUCUCAGUCUCUGAAAGUGACCAAGGCAAGCUUGUUGAAUCGAAGAAGGAAACAAAACGGAAGCAAUAUAUGUGUUGAUAUGCUUUUGGAUCGUCUUGUCAAACUGGGGAGGCCUUUUAGUAAAAAGUGUAAAUGGAAUCCAGCCAGUAUAUCCAGUGAAAAACACUGCAUGCACUGCAUGCACCAUCAUUUAGUGUUAACGAGGCAGCAGUGCCAAACCUAAAGUUAGUUCCCGGGAAACAGUUCAAAAGCAUCUGCCCCUUUUUCACCUUUGGCUUAAAGUAAUAAUGAAGAGCAGAAAGCUAUUUAAAGCAAAUUGUCUUCAUGAUGAAGGCUUGUUCUGCUAGUUUGUUUGUUGUUAAUAACGCACAUCCAUUCACGUGACAUUAUUGAUUAUGAUAUGCGCAUGCAGGCCGUUUCAAGGCAAGUUUCGUUCACAUUAAUGACAGAUUUGUGUCACUUACCUACACCAAAGUGAACCAUCAAGUUAGUAAGAUCGGAACUGAGCAUUGAGACUUGAAUGUGAAUGUAGCCAAAGCCAAAGUCCGACACAUAAAACUACUGAGAAUUAUUCACAGUGAUAGGAACCAGAUAUCCAAAGCAUUUAAUGCCUUUAAAAGUUAUGAAUACAUUGAAUAAUGCCUGAGACAUUGUUUUAUGAUGAUAAUUAUUAUAAUCAUAGUAAUUUUUUGGAAGGGGGGGUCAGUGGGGAUUAACCAUUAUUUUACCAUUGUCAUAUAGGUUCACUAGUCAUUUUAGACUGCACGUAUAUUUGGCUGCAUUUGCAUUGUAGAGACCCUGGUUCCUAUCACCAUCACUGUGAAGAAAUCAGAGACGGUAAGUUUCUUUGAAAGAUUCUGUUUACUCCUCAAUGUCUGAAUUACGCAGAAAUUUUGAAAAAAUCAGUGGAAUUCCCAUUUACAUUUUAAUUUAUGUCCAGAAAUCUCAACUGGAUUAACGAAGUUCAUGUGGCAUUGAUGCUACUUAAGGGGCUGUUCCAUUGCAUUAGUGUAAAUGAUUGUCAGCACUUGGUACUUUAAGUCUAUUUUUGAUUGACAGACCAUUUUAAUCCACAUCUGUGAGAAUCGUUUUAGUCAGCAGAGCCUUUUUCUUUCCUUUGAUUCCACUUUGCAGGUUGGAUUAUUUGACCGUGAAUCUGAUACAAAAGUAUAACCUAAUCUUUUGACAGUGAAUUUAAGCAUUACUUUUCAUGCAAAUCCUUUCAUUGUAGUAAGAAGCACUGGGAAUGUGUUGUAUGUAAUAAAACUGAAUUCUGUAUAAUGACUGAUGUAAUUUGUUGCAAUUAAAAAACAGCUGUAUAUUAA
Molecule: messenger RNA, 10787 nt
Organism: Colossoma macropomum (tambaqui)
Lineage: Eukaryota; Metazoa; Chordata; Actinopteri; Characiformes; Serrasalmidae
Product: spermatogenesis-associated protein 13-like
Exons: 15
Coding region: 318-4028 (1236 amino acids)
Molecular function (GO): guanyl-nucleotide exchange factor activity; protein binding
Source: RefSeq, a predicted model, not a curated record